Trypanosoma brucei brucei TREU927 is the source of this 2226-nucleotide messenger RNA. RefSeq lists its product as hypothetical. The transcript has a single exon. Gene Ontology annotation, molecular function: protein binding. Lineage: Eukaryota; Euglenozoa; Kinetoplastea; Trypanosomatida; Trypanosomatidae. The record is from RefSeq and is a predicted model, not a curated record. The coding region runs from base 1 to 2226 and encodes 741 amino acids.
AUGUCUCGUAUUGCGUCCGUUGAUGUGCCCACAGCAUUGUACAGUGAAGAACUGAGUGCUCGCAAGCCGCCCCCUGAAGAGCCAAAGAGGGUCAGCACAAAGCAAUCCCAGACGGCGUCUGAAGCAGCGAGUGACUCCAAAUCUCAUAUCCUCAUGGCCUUAAGUUUUUGCAGCAGGGCUCCUCCUUCAUCCCGGGCAUCAAUUUGCAGUGUUCGUACGUCCGUGCGGUCAUCGAGAAUCCCCGCAUUCUCACACGUUGACUUCAGUACUUUCAAGAGGCCUCAUUCACAGCCCCGAACCCUAAGCGGAAAGCGUGUUGUUAUUAUGAAACAUAGCGACACUAAUAAUAAAAAAGGCCAAAAAUUCGUAAAACCAGAUAUUGCAAUGGCGCGUCCCAUCACUCAUGCGGGUGUGCAGCGGGAUCGAAAUGGAACAAAGCACGGAGAGCGCUCAGUUAACGGCACUUGUGUCUGGUUGCCGAAGGAGACGUGCUUAACAUUUCUGGACUUCUCGGAGAAGCGGUUACGAACAUUACCAUGUCCGCAUGGUCCGGGCAAACAUUCUUGUCACGGCAGUGGUAUUGUUUCUCUGGCAAAGGGGCGGGUCAACCCGAUGGAAUGCGUGCAGGUUUUGCAACUGUCCCGCAACAAAAUUUCACUCCUCACAAGGCCCACGCCAGUUGCAAGAGGAGGGGAAGAGGGCGUAAAAGCAAAUGGAGCUGCUGGUGUUGUGGGAAAACCAUUACGCCUCACUGCGUUUAGACGUGUCGUGCUUUUGGAUGUGAGCUACAAUGAGUUGGUGGGCCUCGAGGGAGUGGAAUGUAUGGUAUCAUUGCGUGAACUGCAAGCAUCUCAUAACAGGAUCACAAAUCUUCAUCCGCUUUUUGCACCCCACUCACUCCUGGGGUCUCCCCAUGCGUUACAGGUACUUGACGUAAGCUUUAAUGCAAUUACCACGAUAUUGCCCAGGCAGAACGUCGGUAGCGACUGUGACUCGGUUGAGGAGCCGCAGCCUCAACUCCUCGGAUUGCGCAGUCUCGAUCUCUCUUGUAACUUCCUUACGGAGCUCAACAGUGUUUCCUCACUGUUCCCCAAUUUACAGAAGUUGCGUGUCCUAUACAACAGAAUCACCGAGGUACCGCCGCUUCCUAAAAGUCUGCAUUACGUGUCUCUUCAAAAGAACUUUCUCUCGAAGCCUGAGGUUCGCCGUGGAAUGGAGCUACGGGGGGAAUUACCGCACCUGACGUUAAUGAACCUGAGCGAGCAGCGUGUGCCGGGAGCGGAAAAGGAAACCAGUCAGUUCAGUGAGAUUGGUGACAGUGGUGGAACAAGCCAGUUAUGCCCUACCGAGAUCAAAAAGGGGGCGGUACAAAAAGUGGAAAAUGAAAGGGAAGCAGCGAAGGAGGAAAAGGAAAUGAAGAAGAAGGGACGAGAAAGGGAGGGGGAAGGAAAAGAAAAUGGAAAGGCGAAGAUGGAGAAAGAGGAAACCAAACGACCGAGCAUCGCGAGCAGUAGCCGUGGAGUGUCACACGGUUUAUGCAAGGGUUGCAGCAAUAGUAAAGUUAAGGAUAAUAAAAAUAAACGCGAUGGAACUGCUACCAGCAUGGCUGCCGGUAAAAGUGAUGGAAAGGAACGUAGCAAACGUGCUGCCGCAUCUGGUGAGGGGCGCCAAAAAUUGAAGGCACAAACCGAAAGUGAGGGAUGCCACGUGGAUGCAAUUGACGAGGAUAUUAUUGCUCGCAUGCGGUUCCGCACACAACGCAAGGAAUUGGACGUAUCUAAGGCACUCAACAGAGAUUUAGAUUACAAGAGGGUAACGGCCGCACGGGGCGUCGAUAACUACAAGUUAGUGACUGGGACCGGAGCGAUGGAUGUGUCUAAGGGCAGCGGAGUGACUCAAUUAACCAUUGCUUCAUUGGCCUCGUUAAAGGUGUUGGAGGCCAAGUUGUACCGCCAAAAAGAGGAAACAGACGAAGUUGGUGAAGGUGAAGGUGACGGUGAUGUUAUCUCGGGUGACGUCGUCGGUAAGCGGUCGGCCAAAUGGUUGACUCCACGCGUGAAUGGAGCCUUUGGUUGGAAUUGGCUCGCAUCAGAGCUGCAGCCACCAUUGCGUUGGGGUGAAGCACAACGAAGUGCGUCAGAAGCUCAACAUGACAACUACCUCUGUUUUGUACCAGGUCGGACGGUUGACGGAGAGGCCAUUACGGCAUACAAAACCAUAGACUAA